Molecule: messenger RNA, 741 nt
Organism: Penicillium argentinense
Lineage: Eukaryota; Fungi; Ascomycota; Eurotiomycetes; Eurotiales; Aspergillaceae
Product: Phenylalanine aminomutase (L-beta-phenylalanine forming)
Exons: 4
Coding region: 1-741 (246 amino acids)
Molecular function (GO): ammonia-lyase activity
Source: RefSeq, a predicted model, not a curated record
AUGAGCAACCACCUUUCCAUGACCAAGAGUGACUGGCAGGUCAUUACGAGCGAGAAGAUACCCACUGACGGCAUCAUCUUGACAGGGGAAGAAGGGUCCCUACGGCUGGCGCAUGUUGUGGCUAUUGCCAGCAUGGAUAUCAACUUUGAGAUCGGAGGUUUUGGUCAAGCGAGUCCAGGACAUAUCUCUGCUUCGGGAGAUUUGUCUCCGCUCGCAUAUGUCGCUGGGCUUAUCGAAGGCAAUCCAGACACAUUUGUUCAGAUAGAUGGACGCGAUACAAAUCAGCAGCCGCAAGUGGCUUCUGCCUCAGAUGCUCUGAAAGAUCUCAACAUCACACCUGUUCGACUACAGGUCAAGGAGGCACUAGGGAUCAUGAAUGGCACAACACCAAGCGCCGCCGCAGCUUUGGCACUUUAUGACGCCAGCAAUCUUGCAAUUCUCACUCGAGUUCUCACCGCAAUGUCAACCGAAGCCUUAUACGGAACAGAAGACAACUAUCACGAGUUCAUCGCUCAGUGUCGGCCUCAUCCCGGUAAAAUCGAGGCAGCGAGCCUCGUGCAAGACCGAUACGCAUUGCGCACCGCGUCUCAAUGGAUCGGGCCUGUCCUCGAAGACCUCGUGGCCGCCUCACGGCAGGCCAAUACGGAGCUAAACUCAACGACCGACAACACAUUGAUAGAUGUGACAAGCGAUCGAUUCCACCAUGUGGAAACUUCCAGGCAAGCUCCAUUACCUCUGUGA